AUGGCUACAAACAUUACUUUCCACGCCGCGGCGCUCACGCGCACCGAGCGCUCCACACUUCGCAACCAGCAAGGCCUCACAAUCUGGCUAACGGGGCUGUCGGCGUCAGGUAAAUCGACGAUUGCCGUGGAACUCGAGCACCAACUCCUCAGUGAACGUGGCGUGCACGCCUAUCGGCUUGAUGGCGACAACAUCCGGUUCGGACUGAACAAAGACCUAGGCUUCAGCGAAAAAGACCGCAACGAAAAUAUCCGACGAAUCGCCGAGGUUGCGAAACUGUUCGCUGAUAGCGCCUCUAUCUCUAUCACCUCUUUCAUCUCCCCGUAUCGCGCGGAUAGGGACACCGCUCGUCAGUUGCAUGAGGUGCCGACGCCGGGUGAAGAGACGGGCUUGCCGUUUGUGGAGGUUUAUGUGGAUGUCCCCGUCGAGGUUGCGGAGCAGAGAGAUCCAAAGGGGCUGUACAAGAAAGCGAGGGAGGGGGUGAUUAAGGAGUUUACAGGCAUUAGUGCGCCGUAUGAGGCCCCUGUCAACCCGGAGGUGCAUAUCAAGAACCAUGAUAUCCCCGUCAAGGAGGCUGUGGCUCAGAUCAUUGCUUACCUGGAUUCGAAGGGAUACCUGCCUCCCAAGAAGUAG
This is a messenger RNA of Talaromyces proteolyticus, 633 nucleotides long. RefSeq names its product adenylylsulfate kinase. Gene Ontology annotation, biological process: sulfate assimilation. The transcript is spliced from 2 exons. Gene Ontology annotation, molecular function: adenylylsulfate kinase activity; ATP binding. NCBI's taxonomy places the organism in Eukaryota, Fungi, Ascomycota, Eurotiomycetes, Eurotiales, Trichocomaceae. Bases 1 to 633 code for a protein of 210 amino acids. The record is from RefSeq and is a predicted model, not a curated record.